UGUGGCGGCGCGCGGACUGCGGUGAGCGCUGGCAGCUUUUGCGUACGCUUGACGUCUCCUCUCUUUUUUCACUCUCUUUCCCGUUUCUCCCUCUAUCUCCAUACCGUCUCCAUCUAUCCUCCAUCAACUCAGACCUCGCGGAAAGAAGGAAAUACACUGUUGGAAUGGAUUAAUAACGAGCAGAUGAGAUGGGCGCGUGAUAGGAAGGAUGGAAUCGUUUCACCUUUUUCUCACAGUCCUCGCGCUUCGGGCCAGUCUCGCCUCCGCAGCAGAUCGAAAAUUCGGCUGCCUGUUUGAGGAGGGUCUGUGUCUGAACUAUGAAGUCUGUCUUAAUGAUGGCAUGUUCGGUCGCUGUGAGGCUGCGCCACUAACAGACGUCUACACGUAUGACGUCACGCCAGCAACGGUACAGAGAUUCCGCACGCUGCUUCAGAAACUGGCACACAGAGGGUUGUCUUGGGAAGAUGACGUCACACAACAAGUUUUAUCGAAGGAGUUCUCAAAACUGCGCAAAGUUUCCCUACCAUUACCAGAGCCCAGGCCACAGGGUUAUGGGACUGCUGUUGGAGACAGGAGAAUGAAAUCAUCCGACGCUGAGGUUAGGAAGACCCUGAAAUACCUGCAGCAGCUGGGACUGCUACCAAAAACAUCACACAAGGGGGUGGAGCUUCAGUAUUAUCGCUCUAGAGAACCACACCCUGAAUCUGACUCCUCCCCGCCUGAGUUCAUUCCAGAGGUGUCCUAUAAAUCCCAGUCCUACCCUGACCUAAGCCGAUACCAGAGUGAUGCAGCACAAGCUCCCAAGCAGGAAGAGGUGUCAGACCUGCUCACAGCCGCUCUUCAGAAGUAUCUUUCCAAGAACAAACCGUCUCAGGCUGAUCUGGGGGACAGAUCCAGAACGGACCGGCUCUACUUAAAAGAUGGAUCAACAAAGUCUUCCGCCAGUGACUCUUUUACACCUGUGGAUGAAACCUUUAUCUGGAAAGUUCUGCGUAAUGUGGGAAGGCACAGUGUGCAUGUGAAGAGUCUGAAGGCAGCAGAACUGGAUAAGCUUGCUGUGCUUAUCGCAGACGCUCUGCAGGUGGAGAAACAGCAGGCAGGUCAAGGAGAAACGCCUAGAGACCUGGCGACACAGCAGAGUUCUGAGGAUGAGGCAGAAGACAUGCAAUAUGACGACCAGCAUCCUGAGAGUUAUGCAAUGGAUCAAACCCCUGAAGACAGUGCUCAGAAUCAGAGGGAAGAGGAUGAGGAAAAUUCAUCUGUCACUCAAAAGGCAGUCCAAACCAUUCUGCCUGUGACAGAGGGACAGACAGUAGUUGAGGUGAAGAGGACUAUGGACAACAAGCAGGAUGUGGGCUUUUUAGGAAAGCUGCUGGAGUACCUGGAUAAAACCUCCAGCUCAGAACCAGAGCCUGUUGAUAAGGGACAGGGCGUGUCUGUGGAGACAGUUCGUAGCCGAACGACACACAGUGAGGUGGGGAUGCAGAAAAAGGCCAUAGAGAGAGUGGAGGAGGUAGAAGGCUGGGUCCAUGCAGCAGCUAUAGCGCCCUCCUCUGGGCUGAAGGACAACCCUGCACCACACCGCAAGAACAUGAAAGUACAGGAUCUUCAGCUGGAUGUCCAAAGCAACCCUAAAAAUGACGUCUAUGGAUACAUUAUUACUGAUACAGAGAAUCUUCCCACUGAUAAGGGUUUGUAUCUGAUGGAGAUGGUGGCUCGUAAAUCGAAGAUUCAAAUGACGGAUUUCUCAGAGCUCUCUGUUGUUAGCCCAGCUGUGACAUUUCAGGUCCGUCCAAAUCCUCAGAACAUCACUACAGUGGAUGUGGCUAAUAUGGCAGUCAGUCGGAAGGAUGAAUUAGAGAAAGAAGUGAAAGUCAAGAUUGUAGAGGCUGGAGUCACUGAUAGGAGCAAACUGAAUCAGAUUCCCACUAAGUACAGUCGCUCUGAGUCUCUGAAGUUUCUGAUUCUGACUGUGAUUUCCAUCAUCUGUAUAACUGGAGUGUUGCUGGCAUCCAGCGUGAUCUACUGUCUGCGUCACCGCUCUCAUCACAAACUCAAAGAGAAGCUCACCAACCUUGGAUCUGACCCUACCACUGACGCCACUGCUACCUACCAGGAACUGUGUAGGCAGCGAAUGGCAGUAAAACCUCCUGUAGAGAAGUUGGAUCCUAUUCACUCUUCUGGUAUAAAUAGUGUGUCAUCUCAGCUGAGUGACGGCCCAUUGCCAAGCCCCUCUGCACACACUAGCACCUCCUCCUGGUGCGAAGAGCCUGCCCACUCCAACAUGGACAUCUCUACUGGUCACAUGAUACUGGCAUAUAUGGAGGACCACCUGAAAAAUAAGAAUCGUUUGGAGUCGGAGUGGGAGGCUCUGUGUGCAUACCAGGCUGAGCCCAGUGCCACCACCAUCGGCCAGAGAGACGGCAACGUCAAGAAAAACCGUGCAAGCACAGUCAUAGCCUAUGAUCAUUGCAGAAUAACUCUGAAGUUGGAGAACAAUCAAGGCAACUCGGACUACAUCAAUGCCAGCCCAAUCAUGGAUCAUGACCCUCGUAAUCCUGCAUACAUCGCCACUCAGGGCCCGCUGCCCUCCACCGUAGCUGACUUCUGGCAGAUGGUCUGGGAGAGCGGGUGUGUGGUGAUUGUCAUGUUGACUCCUCUCACUGAGAACGGUGUGAAGCAGUGUUACCACUAUUGGCCCGAUGAAGGCUCCAACCUCUACCACAUUUAUGAGGUUAAUCUGGUUUCUGAGCAUGUGUGGUGUGAUGAUUUCCUGGUUCGGAGUUUUUACCUGAAGAACAUGCAGACUAACGAGACCCGUACGGUCACGCAGUUCCACUAUCACACCUGGCUGAACGACCAAACGCCCGAAACCAGCCAAACUCUGCUUGACUUCCGCAGGAAAGUAAACAAAUGCUACCGUGGAAGAUCCUGCCCUGUCAUUGUUCACUGCAGUGACGGUGCUGGACGGACUGGGACGUACAUUUUGAUUGACAUGGUGUUGAAUAAAAUGGCCAAAGGUGCAAAAGAGAUUGAUAUUGCUGCUACACUGGAACACCUGAGAGACCAGAGACCCGGCAUGGUUCAGACCAAGGAUCAGUUUGCGUUUGCACUGACGACUGUAGCUGAAGAGGUGAACGCUAUUCUCAAAGUCCUGCCACAGUGAUACUUCCUUUCUUCCUACCUUUCGCUUUCUCCCUCUCGGUUGUAUAUAAACUGAACCCAUUUCUGAGAAGAUAUAUGUCCUAUAGAAACUAUUUUGUCUGUAAAUGAUUGGACUAUAUUUAAUAGUAAUUAGGAAUUGGUAUUGAUUUAGUUCCGUGUAAUUAUAAAAGCAAAUUCAUUUUAUUUUUCUCCGUGUCAUUGUUCCAGAUUUUAAUUACUCUCUCAUCAUUGCUAUUUAUUUUGCAUAUCGCACAGAAAACUGGCCAGAUCUGUUCUAAAUAUAUAGUUAAUUGGACCUUAAUUUAUUAAACCAAUCUGUAUGUGCUUCGUUAUUUAAGAUUUAGAAUUGUGUUCUAUAGGUUGUGCCAACUACUGUUUAUCUGAUCAUUAGAGACUCGUACAAAGCCAAAACAUCUUGCAUGGAGACAAUUGCUGCCUUUCCAAGCCAAGGAAACGCUCACUAAAUCAUGAUGUUUACCUUGACUUGAACCUUUAUUAUAAGACUAAAACUCUUGGGAAGUACUACCACUUCCAUUUGAUGUUAAAAUGUAAUCUGUGCACACAAAAAGUGUGGAUAGCAAGUAGAAAUGCAUGCAAGACUUGUGCAGCUGGCUUUAUGAACUCACAGCAAAUUUCUGCAUAGAAAAUGUAAACAAAUAAAGACUAAAUUGUUAGUGUGAUUCUGGCAAAUUACAAAUACAGUGUCUGAUCUCCAUGCUGUUAUCAAGAAGUUUCAUGAGUAAAAGGAGGUUUUCAGAUCAAUAAACAUCCACAAGAGCAAUAAACAUUCACUCACUUUAAUAAGAAGCAUCAAAGCAAAUAAGGGAAUGAGGUUCUGCAUAUCCUGAUGCUCUAUGUGGGUAUCAAUUCAUCUCUUAAUACAGAUAUUAAUGUGGCCUGACCCCAAAAGC
This is a messenger RNA of Sinocyclocheilus grahami, 4076 nucleotides long. RefSeq names its product receptor-type tyrosine-protein phosphatase N2-like. Bases 209 to 3166 code for a protein of 985 amino acids. NCBI's taxonomy places the organism in Eukaryota, Metazoa, Chordata, Actinopteri, Cypriniformes, Cyprinidae. Gene Ontology annotation, cellular component: secretory granule; synapse. The transcript is spliced from 23 exons. Gene Ontology annotation, molecular function: protein tyrosine phosphatase activity. The record is from RefSeq and is a predicted model, not a curated record. Gene Ontology annotation, biological process: insulin secretion involved in cellular response to glucose stimulus; regulation of secretion; protein dephosphorylation.